AUGGCUCAUACCAAACAAACCUCGGGCAAGAGUACGGGAGGGCCUGCAAAGCGUGGCGAACUACCUCUGGGCUCCUUCAAGUGUGUCACUGGUCGUGGUCAAAAGAUCAUCAAAAGUGUAAACGCUAAGGCAUUACCCACUGGGUUGGAUACAAUACAGAGCGCAAUAGAAGGCACGCUAAAGCCCCAAAUUUGGAACCUUUGGUGUCUGCUGUGUCGUGAUGGUGCUCCAAUAAUGUACGAGUGCUCGUAUUGCCCACGCUCACUAUGCGAGCGCUGUCUUGUCAUCCCGGAAGAGUCGCAGAAGGACAUUAAGAGUGACAACAUUUUCUUCAGAUGCCCAGGGUGUCACGAAGUUCGUGACAAACGUGCUGGGAAGGACAUCAAUACACUGUAUUUUGGUUUCGAGGAUGUCAAAGGGAAGCCCGUGUUGGCGAGACCUGCCGUUAUACAUGGUCGCAUUGAGCUCAGCAGUCGAUCAGAGAUAUGCACUAUUCCAGUCCUUAUUCUCAACUUUGUUCUUGACAGCAUUGAUUGUCUGGGGUCCCCUGCGUGCAUCAUGCGAGAUGCGUUGCAUUCAUACGUCCCCGCAGAUUACCGUGAAAUCAUUUUCGAUGUCGGAACAGCCCACAAAGCCAAGCAACAUGCUAUGUCGAUGGCCAAGCUUGUGACUGAACUAGAACCGCACCAAGUUGGUCAUAUAGAAGUAUUCAUUCACUCUCACUUGGAAACCGUCCGCAGUGAUAUCUGGGGGGGCUUCAAGAGCACGAGGACUAAAGGCGAGGGAGGGGAUCCUGUUGCCUACACAAUUUCCGACUUUUUCAUGCUAGUUCUCGCCGGCGGCAUGGCAGACUAUAUCAAGGGAGCCACGCUCUGGAUGUUGGUUUGCGGACAUAUGGUGCGUGAAACUGAUGCAUUCAAUGAUUUCAAAGAUUGUAUCAAACAUUAUCAAAUUUAG
Molecule: messenger RNA, 957 nt
Organism: Suillus fuscotomentosus
Lineage: Eukaryota; Fungi; Basidiomycota; Agaricomycetes; Boletales; Suillaceae
Exons: 5
Coding region: 1-957 (318 amino acids)
Source: RefSeq, a predicted model, not a curated record